This is a messenger RNA of Ambispora leptoticha, 372 nucleotides long. Lineage: Eukaryota; Fungi; Glomeromycota; Glomeromycetes; Archaeosporales; Ambisporaceae. The record is from the annotation of a GenBank genome assembly.
AUGAAUUACAAUUACGUUGAUAAUCGCACUUAUCAAAAUUUUCAUCUCGUUCCGCAACGAAGCUCAAUUAAUAAUCCUACUGAACAAAACGAUAAUUUCGUUCCAUCACAAAGUUUAAGUGAUAAUCACACUGAUCAAACGGUAGUCGCAGAAUACUAUAAAAUUUCGUCAAUAAAUGAUUUCAAGGAACUAAAAAAGAAAUGCGCCACCUUUAUUCUUUUCCGUAAGAAGAUUAAUGAGGCUCUAAGUAAAAGCGGAAGGGUAAGAACAGCUGCUCAGACUUCUAAACUCGCUUCCGAAUUAUGGAAAAAUACACACCCUGCUGAAAAAAAGAAAUAUAAUCAAAUGUCAGCCAUGUUAACACGAAAAAAC